CGCAACUGCUAUAUUUUUAACAUUGCGCGUUCAUUGUGCAACACUUCAUUUCUGUUAUCAUCCAAGUACAAGUGGACAUUGAAGGCAGACCGAUUACAACACUUCUUGCAAGGAAGGAAUCUUCAAAUUUGGAGACCUAAAACUCUCGCUCUUGUGGUAAACCAGAAACGAAACCAAGCACCAUGAAGGUUCUGCUGCUUUCAAUGUUGACGCUCUCCGUCUGUGUGGCUGGAUCGUACGCUGUUCGAUGCUACGCCUGCACUGGUUCCACCUCCCCUGCUUUCAACACGUGGUGUAACGACCCGUUUGACGAGGAGAACGCGGCGGCUCAAGCGUCCAUUCAAACCUGCAAUGGACAAUGCGUGAAAAUCUACUCUAAAAUCGGCGAGAUUGAAGGUUAUGUCCGCGAGUGUUCCAACGUGACCGUAGACAAUUGCUUGAACGACUGCGGCACCGUUGCGGAGAUCACCUCUUGCCAGUACUGUUGCAAUGGCAACCUCUGCAACAGCGCAUCCUCGGUGACCUUUAACCUGCUGGCCGCAGUCGCCAUGUUGGUGUCUGCCUGGGUCUUCACCUCGUAGAGGCAUUUUUCGCACCGAUGGUGUGUACCGACUGCCCAGUAUGUAAGAGAAUUUGGAACCGUCGUGAAUUGGUCGGGACACAACGUGCUUCCAAUUUAUUCGAGUCCGGUGUGGGUUGAGUAUGAAUUCUCCAUCCCAUGCCAGGCGCAUGGUUUUUGAUCAUUUUCACAACGAGCAGUGAAUCAUCCAGAAAGCCACCUCUUUGUGUGCGCUUGAGUGCAGACCAGAAGGUAUUCUGAUGCCCCCAGCACCGUGAUUGGUUCGACAACUGUCGACUACAGUCGAGCAUCUGAAUAAUCUAGGAUUUUAUUGCACCGUGAAGGCUGCACACACAGCUCCAAUUCAGUGAUUGGUUGGUUUUAGUCACAUGUUUUAUAGGCAACAGUACAAAGAAACUAUCAAUGACAGCACCGAACUCUCAGAUAUGUAAUUUUGUUUCAAUCAUUCAAAACAACACAUUUUUCCCUCAAUGACCAGAUACUUGCACUGGAUAAGCUCCGGUGUUUUAAUACGGGACAAGUGACUAGGUAUUUAAUCGUAAGUUAAAUUAAUCACCAGCACUUCUGCCAUGGAACGCUUUAAAUGCACACACGAAGACUUUGUUGGGUACGUCAGGACUCGGUUAAUAUUUGGUGGAAUUGACUGUGUUCAAACGAGCGAUGGUUCCUUUUUAAUUUUUUUUUCUUUACUUUUUUUUUUUACAAUUUUGGUAGUCGGUGACCCAUUGGAGGUUGAAAUCUUGUACUUUCUCUAAAUGUAGUUUGUAGGGAACCGCAAAGCGGUCUUUUCCUUGAGAAAUCAGGUUGUCUGUGUUUUACCAUGUUUUGUACGAUUACUGAAUUGCUGAUGUAUAUAAUCUGACGUCGGUAAUGAUGAUGUAUUAAAAAAGUGUGGAGUUUUGUUGGUUA
Molecule: messenger RNA, 1489 nt
Organism: Acanthaster planci (crown-of-thorns starfish)
Lineage: Eukaryota; Metazoa; Echinodermata; Asteroidea; Valvatida; Acanthasteridae
Source: RefSeq, a predicted model, not a curated record